GGAGGUCCUCCCCAGUAGUUCAGGCACUUCACAAGCACUGCCUCUGGAAUGUUCAAUGCUUAGAACCCAGCGACCUGGCCUUUUAAGCAACAGUGAGGCUUGGGCAUUCCAGACACUCCUAUUGGCUGGACAAAUGGGUAGGUGACCUCCCUCUCCUCAGAGCCAUCACCAGGAAUCAAGGUUUGACCUUAUGGAUUCCCAGCGAGAGGACAUGAGCAUCCCUGGUGUGUGGAUCUCGCUGUACUUUGGAUUUCUGGGGCUAUGUUCUGUGAUAACUGGUGGCUGCAUUGUCUUCCUGCACUGGAGGAAGAACCUGCGGCGAGAGGAGCGUGCCCAGGAGUGGGUCCAGGCAAUGAGAGCUGCCACGUUCACCUACAGCCCACUGCUAUACUGGAUUAACAAGCGACGACACUAUGGCAUAAAUGCAGCCAUCAACAUGGGCCCACCUUCAACUGUCACCAAGACUGAGACUGAGACACAGAAUUCAGAUCCUGUGUGGGAGCUGGACAUACCUGAGAGCAGGGCCCAUGCUGCCCAAGGCCGAAACCCCCAGGAGGUAUCUGUUCCUCUGCAAGCUGCCCUGCAGCUGGCCCCACAGCGGUCCCAACCUUCCCCGGUGCCUCUGCCCCAGGCCAGCUUCCCACUCCAGAUUCCCAUCUUCCAGGAGGUGCCUGUUGCCCUCUCCCUUUGCAACCUACCCCCAAUGCUGAACCACUCAGUCUCAUACCCUUUGGCCACACGUGCUGAAAGGAACGUCCAAUUCCAUUCCCUCCCUACUCUGGUUCAUGGGAACAACCACAAUAUGAAAACCUAUGCUUCAGAAUUGUAACCUCUUCUCACUGAGGGUGGGAACUGGAGCUAUCAGGCAGAGAAGGAAACGGAAUUAUUUUAGGGAGGUGGUACUGACAAGAGGCCAGGGCCCAUCUGGAUGUUACAUUAUGAAAAAUAAAAAAAAAUCCAAGGCUCUCUUGU
Molecule: messenger RNA, 972 nt
Organism: Erinaceus europaeus (western European hedgehog)
Lineage: Eukaryota; Metazoa; Chordata; Mammalia; Eulipotyphla; Erinaceidae
Gene: TEX38
Product: testis expressed 38
Exons: 2
Coding region: 191-829 (212 amino acids)
Source: RefSeq, a predicted model, not a curated record